AUGAUACGGCUGUUGUUGUUGCUGUUGUUGUUAUUAUUGUUAUUACUGUUUGUGGUGAGUGACAACUUUAACAACAACAUCAACAACACCAACAACAACAUCAACAACAACAUCAACAAUAGCAUCGACAACAACAGUGCCAACACUUUAGAUACCAAUGCUACAACCCACAGAGCAAAUAUCAGUUGCAAUUGGAACAUCAUCAAUAGUGACAACCCUAACAACAACAUCAACAACACCAACAACAACAUCAACAACAACAACAGCAUGAACAAUAAUAACAACAACAGUGCCAACACUGUAGAUACCAACGCCACAACCCACAGCGCAAAUAUCACUUGCAAAUGGAACAUCAUCACAAGAAGCAAGAAGAGCCACAGCGAUGAUAAUAAUAAUAAUAACGUUAACAAUAAUAAUAAUAAUAACGUUUUUAAAUAUUGUAAAAAUAAUAUUAAUAAUAUGUAG
Molecule: messenger RNA, 465 nt
Organism: Helobdella robusta
Lineage: Eukaryota; Metazoa; Annelida; Clitellata; Rhynchobdellida; Glossiphoniidae
Exons: 2
Coding region: 1-465 (154 amino acids)
Source: RefSeq, a predicted model, not a curated record